AUGCUCAGUACUGUUUCUAGACGUCUGUUCAAUCGUCUGUGCCGUCGGUAUGAACGAACCGGCCACAAUGACGAUCUCGAGGCUGCCAUCAGCCGGGCUCAAGACGCCCUGCAGGCUACUCCAGCCGACGAUCCCGACCGCGCAUGCUAUUUGAACGACCUCUCCAUUCACCUGUCCAAUCGAUAUGAGCGAACGGGCAAUUUUGAUGAUCUCGAGGCUGCGAUCAGCCUGGCUCAAGACGCCGUGGAUGCUACUCCAGUCGACCAUCCCGACCGCGCACGCUGUUUAAGCAACUUGUCUAAUUACCUGUCUAGUCGAUAUAGGCGAAUAGGGAAUCUUGACGAUCUUGAGGGUGCCAUUAGGCGGGCUCAAGACGCCGUGGAUACUACUCCAGCCGAUCGUCCUGAGCGCGCAGCCAUUCUGAACAACCUCUCUAGUCACCUAUGCAGUCGAUAUGAGCGAGCGGGCAAUCCUGAUGAUCUCGAGGCUGCUAUCAGGCGGGCUCGAGAUGCCGUGCAGGCUACUCCAGUCGACCAUCCCGACCGCGCAGGCCGUUUGAACAACCUAUCUAAUAACCUAUCUCGUCGAUAUAAGCGAACGGGUAAUCUUAAUGAUCUUAGGGGUGCUAUCAGCCGGGGUCAAGACGCCGUGGAUGCUACUGCAGUCGACCAUCCCGACCAGGCGAUAUAUCUAAACAACCUCUCGAGUCACCUUUCUAGUCGAUAUAAGCGGACGGGCAAUCUUGAUGAUCUCGAGGGUGCAAUCAGCCGGGCUCAAGACGUCGUAGAUACUACCCCAGUCGACCAUCCCGACCGCACAGGCCGUUUAAAUAACCUCUCUAAUCACCUAUGCAGUCGAUAUGAGCGGACGGGCAAUCUCGACGAUCUCGAGGCUGCCAUCAGCCGGGCUCAAGACGCCCUAAAGACUACUCCAGUCGACCAUCCCGACCGCGCAGGCUAUUUGAACAACCUAUCUCUCAAUCUAGGCAGUCGAUAUAAGCGGACGGGCAAUCUUAAUGAUCUCGAGACUGCUAUUAGCCAGGCUCAAGACGCCGUGCAGGCUAUUCCAGCCGACCAUCCUAACCGCGCAGUCAUUCUGAGCAACCUGUCUCUCCGUCUGUCCAGUCGAUAUGAGCGGACGGGCAAUCUUAAUGAUCUCGAGGGUGCAAUCAGCCGGGCUCAAGACGCCGUGCAGGCUACUCCAGUCGACCAUCCCGACCACGCGGGCCGUUUGAACGACCUCUCAAAUCACCUAUACAGUCGAUAUGAGCGGACGGGCAAUCUAAAUGAUCUCGAGGCUGCUAUCAGCUGGGCUCAGUACGCGGUGCAGGCUACUCCAGUCGACCAUCCCGACCACGCGGGCCGUUUGAACGACCUAUCUCUCCAUCUAGGCAGUCGAUAUGAACGGACAGGCAAUAUUAAGGAUCUCGAGGCUGCCAUUAGCCGGGCUCAAGAUGCCGUGGAUACUACUCCAGUCGACCAUCCCGACCGCGUCAGCACUUUGACCAACCUAUCUACUCACCUAUCCAGUCGAUAUAAUCGGACAGGCAAUCUUGACGAUCUCGAGGCUGCGAUCAGCCGAGGUCAAGACGCCGUGGAUACUACUCCAGUCGACCAUCCCGACCGCGCAGGCCGUUUGAAUAACCUCUCUAAUCACCUAUCCAGUCGAUUUAAUCGGACAGGCAAUCUUGACGAUCUCGAGGCUGCGAUCAGCCGGGCUCAAGAUGCCGUGGAUACUACUCCAGUCGACCAUCCUAACUACGCAGCCAUUCUAAGCAACCUAUCUGAUCGUCUAUCUAGUCGAUAUAAGCGAGCGGGCAAUCUUGAUGAUCUCGAGGCUGCUAUCAGCCGGGCUCAAGAUGCCGUGCAGGCUACUCCAGUCGACUAUCCAAACCGCGUACGCCGUUUAAACGAUCUAUCUCUCCAUCUAGGCAGUCGAUAUGAACGGAUAGGCAAUCUUAAGGAUCUCGAGGCUGCUAUCAGCCUAGCUCAAGAUGCCGUACAGGCUACUCCAGCCGACCAUCCCAACCGCGCAGCCAUUCUAAGCAACCUAUCUACUCGUCUAUCCAGUCGUUUUAAGCGGACAGGCAAUCUUGACGAUCUCGAGGCUGCCAUCAGCCGGGCUCAAGACGCCGUGGAUACUACUCCAGCCGAUCAUCCCAACCGCGCAGCCAUUAUACAGAACUUGUCUAUUCGCCUCUUCAGUCGAUAUGAGCGAACGAGCAAUCUUGAUGAUCUCGAGGCUGCUAUCAGCCGGGCUCAGUACGCCGUGCAGGCUACUCCAGUCAACCAUCCCGACCGCGCACACCGUUUGAGCAACCUGUCUAUAUGUCUGUCCGGUCGAUAUGGACGGACACGUAAUCUUGACGAUCUUGAACUCGUACUGACAACGCUUGAGGAUGCUUUCUUUUCCACAACUGCCCCUCCGUCUCAUCGCGUUAUAGUAGCCCGUCGACUUCUUCGCACCUUGACGGAUCACGGUCGCUGGCACAAAGCUUCCUCUAUCGCCGAACACACAACCCAGCUCCUUCCUCUUCUUUGCGGCCGUCACCUCAACCGCCAGGAUCAGCAGUAUGCCAUCACCCAGACCGCAGGCUUAGCUGCUGAUAUCUGCACUAUAUUCCACCAUGAAAAGAAGCCCAACCAAGCUCUUCAGCAUCUUGAGUUCGGUCGUGGCCUGAUCCUUGGCUAUCUGAUCGACAGUCGUAGCAAUGUUGAUCAGCUCCACAAGGACCAUCCCCACCUGGCGACCGAGUACGACUACCUUCGGCGCACUUUGUCCCAGCCUUUACCGUCAGCGGAAUCUGAAGACACUGCACAUCUAGUCGAGCGUAAAUACCAGGCCUCCCGCAAGCUAGAAGACUGCCUGCAUGCUAUUCGCCAAGAGCCAGGGUUCACGCGCUUUCUCCUGGAGCCUGAAGUUCACACACUUACUGCUCAGGCCGCGGAGGGCCCACUGGUCGCGGUCAAUAUCACGGAUCUUGGUAGUCAUGCUUCGAUCGUUGUGGGAGGCCAAAUACACUCGCUGGAGCUACCCCUAAUACCAAGCAACUAUAACUUUGGUAUCAACGAGGCGCUAGCUCGGUUUCGGGCCGUAGGCCAGCGAGGCCCGCGCGAUAUCCAAAGUGAGCUGGAGGCCUCUCACCCAGUCGUCCCACUUACUGAGUUAUACUAUGAUGAUGAUGCUCUUUUCAGGCUAUGGGAUUACUAUGUCAAGCCCAUUCUGGAAUUCAUCGACUGUCAAGCAUGUAUGUCAAAGGACAAGUAUCGCAUCUGGUGGAUGGGAACCGGGGCAGCGAGCUCUCUUCCGUUCCAUGCCGCUAGAUAUCACGACGAUCCACUCCAAGGCACCAUGGCCCGUGCCAUCUCUUCAUAUAUACCAACCAUCAAGGCACUUGCCUAUUCACGGUCUCAGCUGUCUAAAUUACCAACCAGCGAUCCACGAACAUCGUUAGCUAUCAUGGCCAUGCCUACUACACCACAGGCAACAUCAUUACCAGGCAUUGUGUCCGAGAUCGAGGCCAUCGAAGCUGCUGCUGGUUCUGAAUUCACUCUCCAAGUGCAUCGAUAUCCCCAGUCACAGACUGUGCUGCGAGCUAUGCAAGAGAUUGACAUCAUCCACUUCGCAUGCCACGGCUCUUCCAACGCCUUCAACCCAUCCGAGAGCCAUUUACUCCUCCAGAAAGACGGACCAACUGGCCCGUUAGUUGACCGACUGACGGUGCAACAAAUCUCUGAUCGAAUGGUGGAACGUGCGCGCAUUGCCUUCUUAUCAGCGUGUUCGACUGCUGAAAUCACGGCGGGCAACUUCACCGACGAGGCGAUCCAUUUGGCCAGCGCAUUCCAGGUGGCCGGCUUCGGACACGUGAUUGCGUCAUUGUGGUCUGUGAAGGACGCUGUCUGCGCACCUGUAGCAUAUCAUUUCUAUCAUCAUCUCGCCCAGCAGACCACCAGGCCACUCAGCAAUCGAUCGAUUGCCGAGGCUCUGCACGAUGCUGUGUUAAAGAUCCGCGAGACUGAGAGUCCCAACGUCUGGGCAUCGUUUGUUCACUAUGGCGCCUGA
Messenger RNA from Penicillium nucicola, 4062 nucleotides. RefSeq names its product CHAT domain-containing tetratricopeptide repeat protein. NCBI's taxonomy places the organism in Eukaryota, Fungi, Ascomycota, Eurotiomycetes, Eurotiales, Aspergillaceae. The coding region runs from base 1 to 4062 and encodes 1353 amino acids. Gene Ontology annotation, molecular function: protein binding. The transcript has a single exon. The record is from RefSeq and is a predicted model, not a curated record.